AUGAGUCCUAAAAAGCAGAAGAGGAAGCAGAAGAGAUACAGCGGGAAGGAUGUCAGAGAUCCACGCAUGAGGGGAGUGUGGUCUCGAUGUGCAAGGACCCUGCAGGGACCAGAGAGGCCUUCGGUGCUCAGGGCCGCUGAGGCAGCCAACAAGGAAACGGAGACCUUAUGCUCACAGCCCCAAGGAAGUGAAUUCUCCCGUGACUUUGAUGAGUUUGGAAGUGGAUUCCUUCCAAGAAGAUUCUUUCCCAGAGCCUCCGAAAGGAAACAGCCCUGCCAUAGGAUGAUUUUAGUAUUUUCAGACCUGGAGCAAAGAAACUGGCUGAACCAUGCUGUGCCCCAACUCCUGACUCACGGAAAAUAUGAGAAAGCAGUCAUAAUGGUCCUUCCAUAUUUAAGGGAGAAGACAUCAAUUCUACCUCCUGAUGGAGUUAGAGAAGAACAUGACGAACAAGAGAGGAAAUGCUUUGAGGGCAAAGAUGAGCUCAGAUUUGGAAGCAUUAAACUUCAGACUGCCAGGAAACAGCCAAGUGCAGAUUCUCAGUCGAUACUGAUGGAUGACAGAGGAAAGGCAGAUCUUGUGGCUCACGCUGGAGUGACACACAUCACUCAAGCUCACAUUUCACUGGCAAGAACUGGGUAUCUGGCCCCUGUCCAGAAGCAAGGGCGCUGGGAAGGAGAGAGCACGGAUGCUAGUGAGGACUUGCAGACCCUGUCCCAGCAAAGCUCUUCAGAACAGUUACUUAUUUUCGAUGCCUCUACUUCUCUUUCCACUCUUCAGGCAGGCUUUCACUCCUGCCAUUCCACAGACAUCCCUCUUGUGAAGGUCACCAGAGACUCCUUUUUGUACCAAUGGCUAGAAGCAGAUCGUCAUGGCAGGAGCCAAGAUGCUGCAAAUACGACUUCAGGUGAAAACUUUGACCAGAGUCCAUUGAGAAGAACAUUCAAGUCCAAAGUUCUGGCCCACUAUCCUCAGAACAUAGAAUGGAACCCUUUUGACCAAGAUGCAGUGAACAUGUUGUGCAUGCCUAAAGGACUGUCUUUCAGAACGCAGACUGACAACAAAGACCCUCAGUUCCACUCGUUUAUCAUUACUCGGGAGGAUGGCUCUCGUACCUACGGUUUUGUCCUCACGUUUUACGAAGAAGUCACCAGUAAGCAGAUCUGCACGGCGAUGCAGACGCUCUACCAGAUGCACAACGCCGAGCACUACAGCAGCGUGUACGCGUCCUCCUCCUGCAGCAUGGACUCGCUGGCCAGCAGUGUCGAUGAGGGAGAUACAACUUCCCUGUCGAAACUCCAGCGAUACAACUCCUACGACAUCACCAGAGACACCCUGUAUGUUUCCAAGAGUAUCUGCUUGAUCACACCGCUACCUUUUAUGCAGGCCUGCAAGAAGUUCCUCAUCCAGCUCUACAAGGCCGUUACCUCACAGCAGCCCCCACCCCUACCGCUUGAGAGCUACAUCCAUAACAUUCUCUACGAGGUACCCCUUCCACCUCCAGGGAGGUCCCUGAAAUUCUAUGGUGUCUAUGAACCCGUCAUCUGCCAGAGGCCUGGGCCCAACGAACUCCCCCUCUCGGAUUACCCGCUGCGAGAGGCCUUCGAGCUCCUGGGGCUAGAGAACCUAGUGCAGGUGUUUACCUGUGUUCUCUUAGAGAUGCAGAUCCUUCUCUACUCACAAGAUUAUCAGCGCCUGAUGACGGUGGCGGAAGGCAUCACCACACUUCUGUUCCCGUUUCAAUGGCAGCAUGUUUAUGUGCCCAUCCUCCCUGCUUCUCUGCUGCAUUUUCUCGAUGCUCCUGUCCCUUAUCUGAUGGGCCUUCAGUCAAAAGAAGGAACCGACCGUUCUAAACUAGAACUUCCUCAAGAGGCUAAUUUGUGUUUUGUGGAUAUUGACAACCAUUUUAUUGAGUUGCCUGAAGAAUUUCCACAGUUCCCCAAUAAAGUGGAUUUUAUCCAGGAACUCUCCGAAGUUCUUCUUCAGUUUGGUAUCCCUCCUGAGGGGAGCCUGCACUGCAGUGAGAGUGCCACCAAGCUCAAGAAUCUGGUUCUGAAAGACUUGGUCAACGACAAGAAGAACGGCAAUGUCUCCACAAAUAGCAUCAGUAUGUUCGAGUUGCUGGAGGGCAAUGAAACCAUAGCCCGCCUCCAGGCUCUGGCCAAGCGGACUGGUGUGACGGUGGAGAAAAUGGACCUCUCUGCUUCUCUCGGUGAAAAAGAAAAGGAUUUAAAACUGCAGUGCGAAGAGGCGGAAUUAAGGGACUACCAGCUCAACGUACAGCUCCGUGAGGUCUUUGCUAACCGCUUUACCCAGAUGUUUGCAGACUACGAAGCGUUUGUGAUUCAAACUGCCCAGGACAUGGAGUCUUGGCUGACCAACCGGGAACAGAUGCAGAACUUUGACAAAGCUUCCUUUCUGUCUGACCAGCCUGAACCCUACCUGCCAUUUCUUUCCCGCUUCAUUGAAACCCAGAUGUUUGCCACCUUUAUUGAUAAUAAAAUCAUGUCUCAGUGGGAAGAGAAAGAUCCUUUGCUUCGGGUCUUCGACGCUCGGAUUGAGAAGAUAAGACUGUAUAAUGUAAGGGCACCCACGUUGCGGACGUCCAUAUAUCAGAAAUGCAGCACUUUAAAAGAAGCAGCCCAGUCCAUUGAGCAGAGACUGAUGAAAAUGGAUCACACUGCAAUCCACCCACAUCUGCUUGAUAUGAAAAUUGGUCAAGGCAAAUAUGAGCAAGGGUUCUUUCCAAAGUUGCAGUCUGAUGUCUUGGCAACUGGACCAACCAAUAACAAUCGCUGGGUAAGUCGGAGCGCCACCGCACAGCGCAGGAAAGAACGCCUCCGCCAGCAUUCUGAGCACAUCGGACUGGACAACGACCUGAGAGAGAAAUACAUGCAAGAGGCACGGAGUUUAGGGAAAAACCUGAGGCAACCCAAAUUGUCAGACCUCUCUCCUGCAGUGAUUGCACAGACCAACUGGAAGUUCGUGGAAGGCUUAUUGAAAGAAUGCAGAAUGAAGACAAAACGCAUGUUGGUUGAGAAGAUGGGUCAUGAAGCCGUGGAGCUGGGCCAUGGCGAGGCCAAUAUCACCGGCCUGGAGGAGAACACCUUGAUUGCCAGCCUCUGUGACCUGCUGGAGAGGAUAUGGAGCCACGGCUUGCAGGUUAAGCAGGGGAAGUCGGCUCUGUGGUCACAUUUGAUUCAGUUUCAAGACAGAGAAGAGAAACAAGAGCACCUUGCAGAAUCGCCAGUUGCCCUCGGACCAGAAAGAAGAAAAUCUGACUCAGGAGUUAUGUUGCCAACACUCAGGGUCUCUCUUAUCCAAGACAUGAGGCACAUUCAGAACAUGAGUGAGAUCAAGACUGAUGUCGGACGAGCUCGGGCGUGGAUAAGGUUGUCUCUAGAAAAGAAGCUCCUGUCCCAGCAUCUCAAGCAGUUGCUCUCCAACCAGCUCCUCACCAAGAAGCUGUACAAGCGUUACGCUUUCCUGCGCUGUGAGGAGGAGAGAGAGCAGUUCCUGUACCACCUACUUUCCCUCAAUGCCGUGGACUACUUCUGCUUCACCAGUGUGUUCACCACCAUCAUGAUUCCAUAUAGGUCAGUGAUCAUCCCUAUCAAAAAGCUGAGCAACGCGAUCAUCACUUCCAACCCUUGGAUCUGUGUCUCGGGAGAGCUGGGAGACACGGGCAUAAUGCAGAUUCCCAAAAACCUCCUCGAGAUGACUUUUGAGUGCCAGAACUUGGGGAAGCUGACAACUGUGCAGAUCGGUCACGAUAACUCAGGACUGUUAGCCAAAUGGCUAGUGGAUUGUGUCAUGGUCAGAAAUGAAAUCACAGGACAUACAUACAGAUUCCCCUGUGGACGGUGGCUGGGAAAAGGCAUUGAUGACGGGAGCCUGGAGAGGAUUCUGAUUGGAGAACUGAUGGCCUCAGCGUCCGACGAGGACCUCGUGAAGCAGUGUCGGACCCCACCCCAGCAGAAGUCGCCCACUGCCGCUCGGAGGUUGAGCAUCACUUCACUGACAGGAAAGACUUCCAAACCCAAUGCCGGACAGAUCCAAGAAGGAAUCGGAGAAGCUGUGAACAAUAUUGUGAAACAUUUUCAUAAACCUGAAAAAGAGAGAGGAAGCCUCACAGUAUUGCUGUGUGGGGAAAAUGGCCUCGUUGCAGCACUUGAGCAAGUUUUCCACCAUGGAUUCAAAUCUGCCCGCAUAUUCCACAAGAACGUCUUCAUCUGGGAUUUCAUAGAGCGAGCAGUUGCUUAUUUUGAAACCACUGAGCAGAUUCUAGACAAUGAAGAUGAUGUCCUUAUUCAGAAAUCAUCCUGCAAAACCUUCUGCCACUACGUAAAUGCCAUUAACACUGCACCGAGGAACAUCGGAAAGGAUGGCAAAUUCCAGAUUUUAGUUUGCCUUGGAACACGGGAUCGCCUGCUCCCACAGUGGAUUCCGUUGUUGGCCGAAUGUCCUGCCAUUACUCGAAUGUAUGAGGAGAGUGCCCUCCUGCGAGACCGUAUGACCGUCAACUCCCUCAUCCGAAUUCUGCAGACCAUUCAGGACUUUACCAUUGUCUUAGAAGGAUCACUCAUCAAAGGAGUGGAUGUGUAGCCCAGCUGUCUAGAAACUGUCAGUCCAAACCCCUUGCUCCCGAACCCAGCCCCACGAUGGGGACCGGUGGACUUGUCUACAAGAGUGAGUCCUGCAAGGGGCAGCCCAUCAUAUGCCCCGAUUUGAACAAUCCUCACUCUACAGACAAGGCAAAAUGCUGUAUUGUAGUUCAUUUGAACCUGGAAUUUAGUAUAAAAUAGAGUAUUUUCAUGUGUUA
Molecule: messenger RNA, 4822 nt
Organism: Tupaia belangeri chinensis (Chinese tree shrew)
Lineage: Eukaryota; Metazoa; Chordata; Mammalia; Scandentia; Tupaiidae
Gene: DENND5B
Product: DENN domain containing 5B
Exons: 26
Coding region: 1-4605 (1534 amino acids)
Molecular function (GO): small GTPase binding; guanyl-nucleotide exchange factor activity
Source: RefSeq, a predicted model, not a curated record